AGCAUCAUGGCCAGAACCAAGCAGACCGCUCGUAAAUCCACCGGUGGCAAAGCCCCGAGGAAGCAGCUCGCCACCAAAGCCGCUCGUAAGAGUGCACCAGCCACUGGUGGCGUGAAGAAACCUCAUCGUUACAGGCCCGGGACCGUGGCUCUGAGAGAGAUCCGUCGUUACCAGAAGUCCACCGAGCUGCUUAUUCGCAAGCUGCCUUUUCAGCGCCUGGUCAGGGAAAUCGCUCAGGACUUCAAGACAGACCUGCGUUUCCAGAGCUCCGCCGUGAUGGCUCUGCAGGAGGCUAGCGAGGCUUACCUGGUCGGUCUGUUCGAGGACACCAACCUGUGCGCCAUCCACGCCAAGAGGGUCACCAUCAUGCCCAAGGACAUCCAGCUGGCCCGCCGCAUCCGCGGAGAGCGCGCCUAGACGUUGCCUGGGAUCAUUUGACCUCGAAACUCACAAAGGCUCUUUUAAGAGCCACCUCACUGUUUCAACCAAAAGACA
This is a messenger RNA of Hypomesus transpacificus, 495 nucleotides long. Its product is annotated as histone H3. Lineage: Eukaryota; Metazoa; Chordata; Actinopteri; Osmeriformes; Osmeridae. The transcript has a single exon. Gene Ontology annotation, cellular component: nucleosome. Gene Ontology annotation, molecular function: structural constituent of chromatin; DNA binding; protein heterodimerization activity. The record is from RefSeq and is a predicted model, not a curated record. Bases 7 to 417 code for a protein of 136 amino acids.